UUCAAGUUUGUUCCGGUGGCUGAAGCAAAUGUACAUCAAGCGCUCGAAUAUCGUAAUCUUCAAGUAGCAAAAGUUGUAAGCAUUAACAAGAAUGAAGCAUGGUAUGGCAGUGCUCAUCUUAACGAAGGAACUGCUGAAGGCAUCGACUACCAAGGAUUUCACAUUAAACUCUCAUAUGGUGAUGAUCCAUACUUCUUCAGCAAUUACGUCUUCAUCCUGAUGGCAGUCCCACGUGUGGCAAGAGAUUACCCAUCACCGUACUUCGAUUCCGAUAAUACUGAUGAAGAAAAACACCGAAGGUAUCCCAUUUUUAGUUGUAUGUUCCUUAUCCGCUUUGGUACCUUGGUAAAAGUAACGUACUGCGUGUAA
Messenger RNA from Gongylonema pulchrum, 369 nucleotides. NCBI's taxonomy places the organism in Eukaryota, Metazoa, Nematoda, Chromadorea, Rhabditida, Gongylonematidae. The record is from the annotation of a GenBank genome assembly.